This is a messenger RNA of Fopius arisanus, 1739 nucleotides long. RefSeq names its product visual system homeobox 1-like. Gene Ontology annotation, biological process: regulation of transcription by RNA polymerase II. The transcript has 5 exons. NCBI's taxonomy places the organism in Eukaryota, Metazoa, Arthropoda, Insecta, Hymenoptera, Braconidae. The record is from RefSeq and is a predicted model, not a curated record. Gene Ontology annotation, molecular function: DNA-binding transcription factor activity, RNA polymerase II-specific; sequence-specific double-stranded DNA binding. Gene Ontology annotation, cellular component: nucleus. Bases 1 to 1146 code for a protein of 381 amino acids.
AUGCCGCAGCGAUCGCCUUUCGCGAUUCAAGAGCUUUUGGGGCUGAACGGGACAGGUAACUCCACUAAUACAGAUCGAGGUUCACCCCAGAGUUCACCGCCAGUUGGUGUAUCAGCUGUCUCUUACGCACCAACAACACCCCAUCAUAAAAUAUGGGACUACAUGCCGAGUUUGACGAAUCAUCUCGGAAACUUGGGAAACCUCGGGAAUUUAACUGCCUCAAGGAUGGCCUACUUGAAUGCUCAAGCGGCUGUCGCUGCUGCAUUCUUACCACCUCCACAUCCACAUCCAGCUCAUCAUGUUGCCCAUCACCAGGUGCAUCAGGCUGGUCAAUUACCAUCAUCACCCGGAAUUAAUGUACAUCCAGCAACAGCUCAUGCACAACACGUAUUACCCGGUGCUGCAGCAUCUUCAAAUCAUCAUCAGCACAGUCCAAGUCAUCAGCACACCUCCACCCACGGUUCAUAUGGUUGUUGCUCCAGGACGAUCUUCACGUCUCAACAGCUGGAGGAGCUGGAAGCGGCAUUCAAAGAAGCUCAUUAUCCCGAUGUUUAUGCCCGUGAGAUGCUCAGCCUGAGAACGGAUUUGCCAGAGGACAGAAUACAGGUGUGGUUUCAGAAUCGACGAGCGAAAUGGCGUAAAACUGAGAAGUGCUGGGGUAGGAGUACCAUAAUGGCGGAGUACGGUUUAUACGGUGCAAUGGUACGGCAUUCUUUGCCACUUCCAGAAACAAUUCUCAAGAGUGCAAAGGAGAAUGAGUCAGUCGCACCAUGGUUACUCGGGAUGCACCGAAAGUCGAUUGAAGCAGCGGAGCAUCUCAAAUCUGGUGGGGAGGAUAGUGGCAAUGAUCAUGCUGGCAGCAGUGGUAGUCCUCAUCACAAUCAUCACCAGGGUGGACCAACCAGUUCAGAGAGUGGACAGGAAAGUCAAGAUGGAAUGGGCAGCGCAUCGACAGGUGUCGUUCAGGAUACGGAACAGUUAAGGAACGAGAGUAUCGCAUGUCUGAGAGCGAAAGCCCAACAACAUCAACUGCAACUGAGUCUGCAGCCAGCAUCAUCCUCAACAGCUAAUGCUAGUACCUCAGCACCCGGAAGCACCUCAUAUCCGACCGGACCACCGGGCAAUACACUUCACGCCUCGGUUUAAUUCACAAAUACUAUCCUAUAAUCAUCUCCCAAUAACACCCACUAAGUGCUUGAACCAUCGAUGUAUUGCAACCCGGUUAUUUCAAUUACCAAUGGAGAUCCAUGCUACUUCAUUUCCGUUGAAUAUCCACUCUAGAUGGUGAAUUCACAUUUCCCGAUGGCAUUUCUGCAAUUAACAUCAAUACACACUUCUACGGAUACACCACUAAAAUACCCACACGGAGGGAAAUGUUCAAUAACAAUAACGUAAUUCGUAAUUCACUUACCCAUUAUUAUGGAAGCGACUCAGAAAAUUUUAAUCCUGCUAUCGUCCACUCUUGGAAUAUUACACUUGAAAUUUCAAAUUAAAAAAUUGAAAUUUUUAACAACGACAAAGUCAUGUUAAAUAUCUCUAGAAGAAGUCAUCAAUGAUUUAAUUAAUUUCCGGAAUAUUCUGGUGAUUUUCAAUUUUUAUUUCCGUGAAGACCCGUGAAAAUGUUAAAAAUUGAGGCAAUCAUUUUGAGGAUUUUUCAAUCUAUUGACAACUUAAUUGCAUUUCAUGGUAAAUCUUUAACAUCAAUUUAAAAAUUCAAGCUUUCAUUAAAAAAUCAAUCA